Molecule: messenger RNA, 771 nt
Organism: Acanthamoeba castellanii str. Neff
Lineage: Eukaryota; Discosea; Longamoebia; Acanthamoebidae
Product: syntaxinlike t-SNARE protein TLG2, putative
Exons: 6
Coding region: 1-771 (256 amino acids)
Biological process (GO): vesicle fusion; intracellular protein transport; vesicle-mediated transport
Cellular component (GO): SNARE complex; endomembrane system; membrane
Molecular function (GO): SNARE binding; SNAP receptor activity
Source: RefSeq, a predicted model, not a curated record
AUGGCCGGUACGGACGAGCUGCGCAUCAACGUGCCACCCGCUUGGCUGCGUCUCGUCGACGAGUCCCACUACGACCUCGAGCGUGUCAAAUCCAAGAUGAAAGAGCUGGACGGGAUGCAUAAGAAGCACCUGCUGCCCGGCUUCGACGACCGCGACGCCGAGGAGAUCGCCAUCCAACUCCUCACCGGCGAAAUCACUCAGUUGAUGCAAAAGUGUCAGCAGCGGGUGGUGAAGUUGGGCAACAUCAAGAAGGGCAUCUCCGACGAGCAACUCAGGCUGAAGCAAAACAUUCGCCUGAGUCUCGCCGGCGAACUGCAAGAGCUCUCCUCCGUCUUCCGCCAGAGUCGAGGAGGCGCCUUGCAUUCGGGGGACAGGGACAUGGAGGGGGUCGACCUCUACGGCGGGAUGAGCGCCCAGGACGAGGAGAUGAUGGCCGACACCGGCUUCUCCGGCUCUCAGAUCAAACAGAUCGCCGUCCUCGAAGAAGACGUCGACCAGCGAUCGAGAGACAUUGUGUCGGUGCAGGAGUCGAUCGUGCAGCUGGCGGAGCUGUUCAAGGACCUGGCGGUGCUGCUGGUGGAGCAGGGCACGAUCCUGGACCGGAUCGACUACAACAUCGAGCACACGUGGGAGAACAUCGACAAGAGCGUGGCCGAACUGGGCCAGGCCGAGAAGUACCAGAAGAAGACCGGCUACAAGCUCUGCAUGCUCCUGCUCCUCUUCAUCAUCGCCGGACUCAUCAUCGCCCUCGGCCUCAAGGUCAUCUUGUAG